AAAAUUUUUAAAAUCAAAAAAAGAUUUAUUACUUUUGAAAAAUGUCUGCAUCAGCAUGGCUAUACUUAUUGACGAUAAUAACUAACUCUAUAAAUUUGUUUAUACAAGUUUUUUUCACUAUUAUGUAUUCAGACCUUGAAUGUGAUUAUAUUAAUCCAAUUGAUCUAUGUAAUAAGCUUAAUAUGUACAUUUUACCAGAGGCAAUUAUUCACGCUUUUUCAACAUUAUUAUUUCUUUUUUCUAGACAUUGGCUUCCCUUUAUGUUAAAUCUUCCUUUACUUGCAUAUAACAUUAAUAAAAUCGUAACGAAUCAAUAUACUUUAGAUGCUACAGAAAUUUUUAGGACUCUUGGAAGGCAUAAAAAAGAAAGUUUUAUUAAACUUGCUAUAUAUUUGUUAUUUUUCUUUUUUUAUCUUUAUUCAAUGAUUUCUACACUUAUUUUGAAUAGUCCUUAAAAACAUAAAGAUCAAAAUGUGUAUAAUAUUUGAUGAAUAUUAUUAA
Pneumocystis carinii B80 is the source of this 501-nucleotide messenger RNA. RefSeq lists its product as hypothetical. The transcript has 6 exons. The record is from RefSeq and is a predicted model, not a curated record. The coding region runs from base 42 to 455 and encodes 137 amino acids. Lineage: Eukaryota; Fungi; Ascomycota; Pneumocystomycetes; Pneumocystales; Pneumocystaceae. Gene Ontology annotation, biological process: endoplasmic reticulum to Golgi vesicle-mediated transport. Gene Ontology annotation, cellular component: endoplasmic reticulum membrane; COPII-coated ER to Golgi transport vesicle.